Spinacia oleracea (spinach) is the source of this 870-nucleotide messenger RNA. RefSeq lists its product as uncharacterized. The record is from RefSeq and is a predicted model, not a curated record. The transcript is spliced from 3 exons. NCBI's taxonomy places the organism in Eukaryota, Viridiplantae, Streptophyta, Magnoliopsida, Caryophyllales, Amaranthaceae. The coding region runs from base 354 to 797 and encodes 147 amino acids.
CCCACCCCUGCUCCUUCCACCACCCCUGCUACCACACCCCUGCUCCUUCCACCACCACCGCACACACGGCACACCUCCCCUGCUCCCUUAAUCCUUCCACCACCCAGCCGCCGCCCAGCCCUAGCCCCUUGCCCACGACCCCUCGCCCACGACGACCCUGCUCCACCACCAAGAGUCGCCGUCCCUGCUCCAGCUCGACGCGAAUUGAUUUGAGACACGGUUCCCUCCCCUGCGACGACGGUUCCCUCCCCUGCGACGACCCUGCACAACCACCAAAAUCGACGCGAAUUGAUAUGAGACACGACCCUGCUCCGGUCGUUCGUUGACUUGAUUGGGCACGAAUUGGUUGUAGGAUGCCGCCGAAGAGGUCGGAAAGGGGGUCGCCGGGCAAAGCUCCUCCUCCUACACGGUUGCGUUUGAGAAUUGGGAAGGGCGCUCCAAUGGGCCCGCCGUCCCAGCCUCCGCCUGCUUCGCUCAUGCAAGAGAGUUCACUUAGCUAUGAUGUUGAUAAUGUCGUUGACGGUUCUGGAGCUAGGCAUACCCGAAGUCGUUGUAUAAAUGCUUCAAUUAGAAGGGAGAGAGGUGGGUUUGGAUUGGAUGAGGAGGAGGAGAACAUGACUACAGUUGUGGAUACGGCUUUAGGAGGCGCUUCGCCACCAACGCAGAUGCUUUACUCUCCACAUCGUUCGUUGGGUUACUCGCCACCUCGUCCGAUAAUAUUAAAUAACGUACAUUCAAUUCAUAAUUUAAACACCAUUUUCUUAAUUUUGCACAUGAAAUUAAAUUACAAAAAUUAAUAACUGCAUACAUAAUUACAUAUAUUUAAAAAUGUUAUAUUAUAAGCCGUUAUUAAUUACACAUUAUCAUUUA